Molecule: messenger RNA, 2154 nt
Organism: Cololabis saira (Pacific saury)
Lineage: Eukaryota; Metazoa; Chordata; Actinopteri; Beloniformes; Belonidae
Gene: ints9
Product: integrator complex subunit 9
Exons: 17
Coding region: 98-2074 (658 amino acids)
Biological process (GO): snRNA processing
Cellular component (GO): integrator complex
Source: RefSeq, a predicted model, not a curated record
GCGAGCUCCGCUAAAGCUGCACGGAGACCAGACGAUGUAAUGUGUUGACAAAUCUGUCCACAUUAGACUAAUUUAUCAACCGUUUCUGGCCUUGAAAAUGAAACUGUAUUGUUUGUCAGGUCAUCCCACAUUGCCCUGCAAUGUCCUUAAGUUCAAGUCCACCACCAUCAUGUUGGACUGUGGACUGGACACCACCUCUGUCCUCAACUUCCUCCCGCUGCCUCUGGUGCACAGUCCGCGACUCUCUAAACUGCCUGGUUGGAUCUCAAAGGAUGGAACAUUAAACCUGGAAAAGGAGCUGAAAGAAUGUGCUGGACGGGUUUUUGUGGACUCGCAGCCAGAGUUCUGCCUCCCCGAGAAAGAAUUACUGGAUCUGUCAACGAUCGACGUCAUCCUCAUCUCCAACUACCACUGCAUGAUGGCGCUGCCGUACAUCACCGAGCACACGGGCUUCACGGGGACGGUGUACGCCACGGAGCCCACGCUGCAGAUCGGGAGGUUGCUGAUGGAGGAGCUGGUGAACUUCAUGGAGAGGGUUCCUAAGGCUCAGUCUGCCACCUGCUGGAAGAACAAGGAAAUUCAACGGCUGCUUCCCGGGCCGCUGAAGGACGCCGUGGACGUGUGGGCGUGGAAACGAUCCUACAGCAUGCAGGAGGUCAACUCAGCCCUCAGCAAAGUGCAGCUCGUGGGUUACUCCCAGAAAGUGGAGCUGUUUGGAGCCGUCCAGGUCUCCCCGCUGAGCUCCGGCUACUCGCUGGGCAGCUCCAACUGGGUCAUCCAGUCGCACCACGAGAAGGUGUCCUACGUGUCGGGUUCGUCGCUGCUCACCACACACCCGCAGCCGAUGGACCAGAGCUCCCUGAAGAACAGCGACGUCCUCAUCCUGACGGGCCUCACCCAGAUGCCCACCGCCAACCCAGACGGCAUGCUGGGAGAAUUCUGCAGUAACUUGGCCAUGACGAUCCGGGCGGGAGGCAACGUGCUGGUGCCGUGCUACUCUUCAGGCGUGAUAUACGACCUGCUGGAGUGUCUGUACCAGUUCAUCGAGAGCGCCAACCUGGGCACCACGCCCUUCUACUUCAUCUCCCCGGUGGCCAACAGCUCGCUGGAGUUCUCCCAGAUCUUCGCCGAGUGGCUCUGUCAUAACAAGCAAUCAAAGGUGUAUCUUCCUGAGCCGCCGUUCCCACACGCAGAGCUGAUCCAAACCAACAAACUGAAACACUACCCCAGCAUCCACGGAGACUUCAGCAGCGAGUUCCGCCAGCCCUGCGUGGUUUUCACCGGCCACCCGUCCCUGCGCUUCGGGGACGUGGUGCAUUUCAUGGAGCUGUGGGGCAAAUCAGGGCUCAACACCAUCAUCUUCACCGAGCCAGACUUCUCCUACCUGGACGCCCUGGCUCCCUACCAGCCGCUGGCCAUGAAGUGCGUCUACUGUCCCAUCGACACCAGGCUCAACUUCCACCAGGUGUCCAAACUGCUGAAGGAAGUCCAGCCGCUGCAUGUGGUGUGUCCGGAGCCGUACGCCCAGCCCCCCGUGAGCCAGUCCCACCGCUCCGACCUGAUGCUGGAGCUGCAGCCGCCGCCCAUGCCCUACCGCCGCUGCUCCGUCCUCAGCCUGCCCUUCAAGCGCCGCUACGAGCGCGUCUACGUCCUGCCCGAGCUGGCAAACUCGCUGGUGCCCACUGAGGUCAAACCUGGCGUCUCCGUGGCAACCGUGUCUGCGGUGCUGCACUCGAAGGACAACAAACACACGUUACAGUCGGUGCCCAAGCCCCCCCCGGUGCCCCCCAGCAAGAAGAGGAAGCGGGUGAUGGAGGAGCCACCGGUGGUGAUGGCUCCCAAGCCCCUGCUGAGCGGAGCGGUGCCCCUGGAAGGUUUCCUGGCCACGUUACAGAAGCACGGCAUCUCGGAGGUUAAGGUGGAGGAGACGGCGGACGGACACAUCCUGCAUCUGCAGGCCGAGGACACGCUGAUCCAGCUGGAGGAGGACGGGACGCACAUCGUCUGCGACAACAACGAGCCGCUGCGGACCACGCUGAGAGACCUGGUGCUGCGCUUCCUGCAGAAGCUCUGAUCGCUGCUCCUCGCCGGACGCUCAGAGCUCCAGAGACAGAACAGGAGUUUAUGACUCUGACAGGAGUUUUGAAUCUUUUU